Molecule: messenger RNA, 801 nt
Organism: Cetraspora pellucida
Lineage: Eukaryota; Fungi; Glomeromycota; Glomeromycetes; Diversisporales; Gigasporaceae
Source: the annotation of a GenBank genome assembly
AUGUUCCUUGAAAUUCAUAAUCUUGAGCAAGAAUGUGGAUUUUUGCUUAAAAAGUUUCAAAGAAAGAAGACUAAUCAGAUUGCUGCUUUGGUCCAACAAAUGCAACUUACUUCAUCAUUACAGAUUAACUUUCCUGAUUCCAGUGAUUGUACCAAUGCUAAAGGGUUCUGUGGCAACAUGAGAAAACAGUUACUAGAAGAAAGUGUAGAUUACUAUACAUCUAUAAAAGAAAUGCUUCGACAAGUUGAAUCUGAUGAAGUUUCUUCUUUGAUACCAAAUACUCUUAAGAAAGCUUAUACUAGAGUGAAAGUGUUUGAAAAUGCAUAUAAGCAUAACCCCUUCUAUGCUACUUUCUUAGAUUCCCCUGUAAGUUAUCCUCCUUAUGGAAUACUUGAAACAACAACAGGCCAGAAUUCAGGAAUAGUUUGUUAUAAAUGCAAUCAAUUUGGGUAUAUAAAUCAUCAGUAUCCAAACCCAGUGAUGCAAGAACCAACUAAUUCAACUACCUCUAUUUAUCCUACUCCCAUCAAUAAUAGGAUUUAUGAGGAAGAUGAAUCUUUGUUCCUUCCAGCUGAUAGAUAUAUAAAACAGAAGCCUAUAGCUACUCCAGGGUUAGGUGCAGCUAAUAGACAUAAGCAAGCUGAAUUUAAUCCAAUUAUUACAUCACAAGAAGUUGAACAAACCAACAGUCAGACCCUAAGGAAAUCAUUAGAAGCAGUUAAAAAGAAUAAUAGUAAAAAAGCCAAAACCAAAAAGGCAUCUGUCUCAAGAAGGAAGAAUGCUAAGGAAGAAUUACUUUGA